GGGCCGUGGGCCUGGAAAGAGCGGUUCUGGUGAGAUUAGAAGGAUGUAGCCACCCAGUUGUCAUGAAAGGCCUGUGUGCUGAAUGUGGCCAAGACCUCACCCAGUUGCAGAGUAAGAACGGGAAGCAGCAGGUGCCGCUGUCCACGGCCACCGUGUCCAUGGUGCACAGCGUGCCGGAGUUGAUGGUGAGCUCCGAGCAAGCUGAACAGCUGGGAAGAGAAGACCAGCAGCGACUGCACCGAAACCGGAAACUUGUGCUCAUGGUGGAUUUGGACCAGACAUUAAUCCACACGACAGAGCAGCACUGCCAGCAGAUGUCGAAUAAAGGCAUCUUUCACUUCCAGCUGGGCCGGGGCGAGCCCAUGCUGCACACGCGCCUGCGUCCUCACUGCAAGGACUUCCUGGAGAAGAUCGCCAAGCUGUACGAGCUGCACGUCUUCACUUUUGGCAGCCGGCUAUAUGCGCACACCAUCGCAGGAUUUUUAGACCCCGAGAAGAAGCUUUUUUCUCAUCGAAUAUUAUCGAGGGAUGAAUGUAUCGACCCAUUUUCUAAAACAGGAAACCUUAGAAAUCUCUUUCCUUGUGGAGACUCAAUGGUUUGCAUUAUUGAUGACCGAGAAGAUGUCUGGAAGUUUGCCCCCAAUCUGAUAACUGUGAAGAAAUAUGUGUACUUCCAGGGCACGGGUGAUAUGAACGCACCCCCUGGGUCCCGGGAAUCUCAGACAAGAAGGAAAGUAAAUCAUUCUUCUCGAGGCACCGAGGUCUCAGAGCAAGCCGCGCCCGUAAGAGACCAUGAGAGGGGAACACAGGCCCCUGGAGUGGAGCCCAGCAACGGCCUCGAGACGCCAGCGCGGGAGCUGAACGGCAGCGAGGCUGCCGCCCCGCAGGACUCACCCCGCCCUGGGAAGCCAGAUGAGAAGGACGCCUGGCCCCCUGCCCAGGCCUCCUCUGGCAGCCAAGAGCUGGCAGGCGCUCCCGAGCCCCAGGGAUCCUGUACACAGGGUGGCCGGGCAGCACUGGGACAGCGGCCUGCCCAGGGUGCCAUGGGCACUGACCUGGACUUCGACCUAUCCAGUGACAGCGAGAGCAGCAGUGAGUCUGAAGGCACAAAGUCCUCCUCCUCUGCUUCUGACGGUGAAAGUGAGGGGAGGAGAGGCCGACAGAAGCUGAAGGCUGCCCCAGAGGGAGCCGAGGUGCUGGUGCAGGGCAGGCCCCUGGAGGCAAGCCGGCCUGCAGGGCCAAGUUCCCCUGGAGAGGCCGAGCCCAGCGCACAUGUCCCGGACAAGGGGCCUGAGCUGGGUGGGCAGGAGGAGGGUGAGCGGGAUAGCCUCUGCGGCCUGGGCAACGGCUGUGCCGACAGGAAGGAGGCGGAGACUGAGUCUCAGAACAGCGAGCUGUCGGGCGUCACAGCGGGCGAGUCCCUGGACCAGAGCAUGGAGGAGGAGGAGGAGGAGGACACGGAUGAGGAUGACCACCUCAUCUACCUGGAGGAGAUCCUGGUCCGUGUGCACACCGACUACUAUGCCAAGUACGACCGCUUCCUCAACAAGGAGAUCGAGGAGGCGCCGGACAUCCGCAAGAUCGUGCCGGAGCUCAAGAGCAAGGUGCUGGCGGACGUGGCCAUCAUUUUCAGUGGGCUGCACCCCACCAACUUCCCGAUAGAGAAGACACGGGAGCAUUACCACGCCACAGCGCUGGGAGCAAAGAUCCUCACUCGGCUGGUGCUGAGUCCCGAUGCCCCUGACAGGGCCACGCACCUGAUCGCCGCACGGGCUGGCACAGAGAAGGUGCUGCAGGCACAGGAGUGCGGGCACCUGCACGUGGUCAACCCUGACUGGCUGUGGAGCUGCCUGGAGCGCUGGGACAAGGUGGAGGAGCAGCUCUUCCCGCUCAGGGACGACCACAACAAGGCACAGAGGGAGAACAGCCCCGCGGCCUUUCCCGACCGGGAGGGUGUGCCCCCCACUGCCCUGUUCCACCCGAUGCCAGUUCUUCCCAAGGCCCAGCCUGGCCCCGAGGUUCGAAUCUAUGACUCCAACACGGGGAAGCUCAUCAGGACGGGUGCCCGGGGGCCCCCAGUGCCCCCCAGCUCCCUGCCCAUCCGCCAGGAGCCCUCCUCCUUCAGAGCGGUCCCGACACCUCAGCCGCAGAUGUUUGAUGAAGAGCUGCCUGAUGCUCAGGACGGAGAGCAGCCUGGCCCUUCUAGAAGAAAGCGACAACCCAGUAUGUCUGAGACAAUGCCGCUGUACACUCUUUGUAAGGAGGAUUUAGAGAGUAUGGACAAAGAGGUGGACGACAUCCUUGGAGAAGGCAGCGAUGACAGUGACAGCGAGAAGAGGAGGCCAGAGGAGCAGGAGGAGGAGCUCCAGCCCCGGAAGCCAGGGCCCCGUAGGGAGGGGACACUCAGGGCCUCUGCGUCCAGCGAGAGGAGCAUGACAGGUGGCCGGGGGCCCAGCAGCAGCUUCGAUUCAGCAGUGGUGGACACUUGGUUGCCUCCAUGUUGAAUCCAUGUCAUAUUACAUAUACACAUAGACGUGUCUGUGGUCUGCACAUGUGCACACAGGUGUGUAUGGGGUCUCCAUGUAUGCACACAGGCGUGUGUAUGGUCUCCAUGUAUGCACACAGGCAUGUUUGUAGUCUGUACGUGUGCACACAAGCGUGUGAGGUCUCCAUGUGUGCACACAGGCGUGUGUAUGGUCUCCAUGUAUGCACACAGGCAUGUUUGUGGUCUGUACGUUUGCACACAGGCAUGUGUGGGGUCUCCAUGUGUGCACACAGGUGUGUAUAUCGUCUCCAUGUGUGCGCACAGGCAUGUUUGUGGUCUUUACGUGUGCACGCAGGCGUGUGUGGGGGUCUACAUAUGUGCACACAGGCGUGUGAGGUCUCCAUGUGUGCGCACGUGCGGUCUGCACAUGUGCACACAGUUGUGUGAGGUCUGCAUGUGCGCUCACAGGUGAAAUGGAGUAGGAGCAGUGCCAGCCUCAGAGAGGCUGCCCCAGCUUCAGCGGGCGAGUGGGGCGUGCCCACGGUGGUACUCCAGGUGCACGUGCACUGUCUUUGGGUAAAAAAAAAAUGGUGGGACUGCUUUCUUUAUCUGCGGAAGCACUUCUCCCCAUCUGGUCUUACUCUCAGGCUAUUCUGUGGGUGAAUAAACAUUUCAAGAAAAGAGUGUAACUCAUUCAGGCAAUCCAGUUGUAAAAUUGGGCCAGAAAUUGCAGCAACAAAUGCAGACAGGACAGGAUAAUCAUUGUUCCAUUUGCAAGAAUUACUUAAAAUCACUUGGUUUGCAACUCUGGUUCAGCAGGGAAAUGUGUGCAGUUUCUCUCAAGACAGCCACCCUGUGUUUAUCGUGUAGGAAGCAGCAUUUCCCAGCUGUGUUGAGAUGACAUGAAAUUGUUUUGGGAGAAAUUUUGAAAUUCCAUAUUGGGCUUUGGUUUUUCCACAUGAAUUAUGGGGUGGUUCUGCCUGGCCGUGCAUUUCUUCACUUCUCAGUGUAGACCUAUUGGGCCUGUCUUGAAGCUCUGGGGUCAGGUCUGGGAAGGGCAGCACGUUGGGGGCCUCUGAGACGGUUCUCCUGCCCUCCCCUGAAGACCCUCUAGGCCAGGGUUGGGCUGAGCAGGCUCCAAGGAGUCUGCUGUGGCCAUGUUAGUAUCUGCAGAUUUGCAGCAUGCUCUGCGUGUGAACAUAUGUGGUUUUAACAUGAUAGUUUUUUUCUAAUUAAAAGAAGAAACCCAAAGUGUUUUCCUACUAAGACCAGUCAGGGUGUUGCUGGUUGACGUGGUGGUGUCCACGUUAUCCAGUACACGUGCUGUUGCUGUGUCUCCCCAUGUGGGCACCGUAAGGCACUCAGUGGGUCGGGGCCCAGACCUGUGGAAGACCUGGGGGCCAGGGCGGGAGUUAGCACCCCUGGGUCUUUUCUCUUUUAUUGCUAAAUGACCUGCCCACUGCAGAACUGGACUUCACUGGUGAAACAAUGCAGGUGAGAUGAGAGCUCCUCUGCUUGGUCGUGGCUUCAGUGCUGGUCUUCCAGCUGCAGGAGGCUGUCAGGGCUGGGCCUCUGCAUUCUGGCUCCUCGGGCAGGGACUGGGAUUGUCACUGUCAUCACUGUUUCUCUUUAUGUCUUAUGGACUCAGUGGACUUCGAAGAUUUUAGAAUUUGAUAUCAGAAGAAUAAAGCGUCCCAAGAGUCUGUUCUGAUCCCGCCACACAGCCUUCAUCCCUGCCACCGGGAUGGGUGGGACUCUGGGCGCCUAAUCCCUGCCUGUGCUGGACAGCCUUCGUGAAUUGCCAUAGCAGCCUGACUGCUGGGACGUGCAUGCCCCUGGAAGGGGUGGGACAGUGGGGUCGGUUUGUAUUCCUGUCAGCAGGGAGCCGGGUCUGCGCGGCGUCCUCUCAGCAGGGAGCGGGGUCCGCGCGGCUUCCUCUCAGCUGGGAGUGGGGUCUCUGCGGCUUCCUCUCAGCUGGGAGCGGGGUCCGCGCGGCUUCCUCUCAGCUGGGAGCGGGGUCCGCGCGGCGUCCU
Molecule: messenger RNA, 4518 nt
Organism: Cebus imitator (Panamanian white-faced capuchin)
Lineage: Eukaryota; Metazoa; Chordata; Mammalia; Primates; Cebidae
Gene: CTDP1
Product: CTD phosphatase subunit 1
Exons: 13
Coding region: 63-2504 (813 amino acids)
Cellular component (GO): nucleus
Molecular function (GO): RNA polymerase II CTD heptapeptide repeat phosphatase activity
Source: RefSeq, a predicted model, not a curated record